AUCGAACCAAGUAGGCGUCAGUUCGCUCUUGUCUUUUAGACGUAAGAAAUCUUUUGAUCAAGCGCGAUAUACGAGAGUUAACAUUCUUUAAACAGGAGAACCAUUACUUAUUACAUUCCUUUAUAACGUGAAUUUUAAGUCUGUAAAGUGUAACGAUGGCACCAAUUGCUGAUCAAAAGUUCAUGUAUGAUCUGCUUGUUAUUGGUGGUGGAUCAGGAGGUUUGGCAGCUGCCAAAGAAGCAGUGAAUCUAGGUGCAAAAGUUGCAGUUCUUGAUUUUGUCACACCAUCUCCAAGAGGUACUACUUGGGGUUUGGGUGGUACUUGUGUAAAUGUUGGUUGUAUACCAAAAAAGUUGAUGCAUCAAGCUGCUUUAUUAGGAGAAGCAAUACAUGAAUCAGCAGCUUAUGGUUGGCAAAUACCAGAUCCAAAAACUAUUAAGAUUGAUUGGCAAGCAUUAACAACAGCAGUACAAAAUCAUAUAAAAUCUGUGAACUGGGUCACACGAGUAGAGCUUAGAACAAAAAAAGUCGAAUAUUUCAAUGCUCUUGGUUAUUUUAAAGACCAACAUACAGUAUGCGGGAAAAUGAAAAAUGGAGAAGAAAAAUUGUUUACAGCAAAGAAUAUUUUGAUUGCUGUAGGUGGUAGGCCAAGAUAUCCUAAUAUUCCUGGUGCUUUAGAAUAUGGUAUAAGCAGCGAUGAUAUCUUUAGUUUAGGGGAAGCUCCAGGGAAAACUCUUGUUGUUGGUGCUGGAUAUAUUGGUUUGGAGUGUGCUGGAUUCUUGAAUAGUAUGGGUUACGAUGCAACUGUAAUGGUACGUUCAAUUGUUUUACGUGGAUUUGAUCAGCAAAUGGCAAAUACUGUUGCUGAGGAAAUGGAGAAACGUGGUGUACACUUUAUUUAUGAAGCUAAACCAUCAAAAAUUGAAAAGCAAAGCGAUGGUCGGCUUCUUGUACAUUGGGUAGAUAAAGAUAGACAAACACAUCAAGAUAUUUUCGAUACCGUUCUCUUCGCUAUAGGUCGCAAACCACUUACAGAAGAAUUAAAACCAGAAAACAUCGGUCUUAAACUUGUACCCGAAACUGCAAAAAUAGACGCAAUAGAUGAACAAACGAAUAUUCCAAAUGUAUAUGCUGUUGGUGAUGUGCUUCAUAAAAAACCAGAAUUAACCCCUGUUGCCAUACAUGCGGGUCGAUUAUUAGCGAGAAGGUUAUUCGGAAACUCAACGGAACAAAUGGAUUACGUGAAUGUUGCAACAACAAUAUUCAGUCCUUUAGAAUAUGGUUGUGUUGGUCUUAGCGAAGAAGCAGCGAUUGCUAUUCAUGGAGAAGACAAAAUAGAAAUUUAUCAUGCAUAUUACAAACCAACGGAAUUCUUUAUACCACAAAAAGAUGUUUCUAAUUGCUACUUAAAGGUAGUUGCAUUUAGAAAUGGCGAUCAGAGAGUGCUUGGUAUGCAUUUCAUUGGUCCUAAUGCCGGUGAAGUGAUUCAAGGUUUUGCUGCUGCUAUAAAGUGUAAUUUAACAUUUCCAAAACUAAAAGAUACCGUUGGAAUUCAUCCAACAGUGGCAGAAGAAUUUACACGUAUAUCAGUAACUAAACGUUCUGGGCUUGAUCCUAAGCCACAAAGUUGUUGCAGUUAAACAUAUAUGAUAUUAAACUUGUUACAUUGCUAAUAUUUGUGAAUAUUUCGAAGUAUGAUCGACGUUAAACGUUUUUCAUGCUUAUAACAUUGGCUCCAGAAUUAAUUUUCUGAGCGGAAUUCCUUUAAACUGGAAAUAUUUUUUACUGAGUGCAAGUAGGAGAGCAUUCAUAGGAUAUUAUAUUUUCGACAUGAAAUUAUAGAGCACCGUCCCGUAUGGAAAACUUGAUUCCUUUGGAGCAUUAGAAAUUAAUGCAAAUAUAGUUUAUAUUAUUAUAUUUAUAGUGACUUUUAUAAAUAUAGUUUUUUCAAAUAUCAGUAUAUUAUUCUGUAUACAUUCGAAGGAAAGUAAAUAAAUAUGAAAAUAUA
Bombus huntii is the source of this 2008-nucleotide messenger RNA. RefSeq names its product thioredoxin reductase 1, mitochondrial (gene Trxr1). Gene Ontology annotation, biological process: glutathione metabolic process; cellular response to oxidative stress; cell redox homeostasis. NCBI's taxonomy places the organism in Eukaryota, Metazoa, Arthropoda, Insecta, Hymenoptera, Apidae. The record is from RefSeq and is a predicted model, not a curated record. The transcript is spliced from 8 exons. Gene Ontology annotation, cellular component: cytosol; mitochondrion. The coding region runs from base 156 to 1640 and encodes 494 amino acids. Gene Ontology annotation, molecular function: thioredoxin-disulfide reductase (NADPH) activity; flavin adenine dinucleotide binding; glutathione-disulfide reductase (NADPH) activity.